Messenger RNA from Oncorhynchus tshawytscha (Chinook salmon), 1282 nucleotides. RefSeq names its product family with sequence similarity 166 member C (gene cimip2c). Bases 778 to 1056 code for a protein of 92 amino acids. Lineage: Eukaryota; Metazoa; Chordata; Actinopteri; Salmoniformes; Salmonidae. The record is from RefSeq and is a predicted model, not a curated record. The transcript is spliced from 2 exons.
UUUUUACCAUUGUUAGAAAGACAUUCACUAUACAGGCCAACGGUGGGCUUCCAUAUUAAACAUGUUUGGGAAUGUUAUUUUAUUGCAAUUUCAUUGCACCUAUAUGCUACCACAAUUCCAUAUAUGCCAGUCAUUUGCAAUUUCUAUAGCUUAGUUUUCAAGAUGACCAAAUGUAUUUAAAAAUAUAAAAAAUGUGAUCUUAAUUCAAUAGUAAUCAAGCAUAUUAAUAGUUUUUACGUGAUAUCCUAUUUUAGAUUGCGCAAGAAAAUAUGAGUACAGAUAUGCAUGGCACAGUUUUGUCAUUAUUUCGUGACCAGCAGGACCACGCUGAGUAAAAGAGCAGUUGCCAGGCAACUCUUUGUUGUCCUCUGGUCACCUGGUGUUAGCCCGGAGGUGUUGGUCAGUCUGUGUUUGGUCCGGUGCUUGGCAGCUGCUUGUCGUGCUCGGUCUUGCGUGGUUCGAGGGUUCGGGUGAUAAUAACAGUAACAUGGCACUCAGAGGAAAUGGAACGCUUAUCACGCACAACAACUCGACCUACAUCCCACCUUCCUUAAUGCCCGGGUGAGCGACACACCUGCCAAAUGGACAGAACCAUAAGAGACGAGUUGCCUACGGACAAGUAGGCGUGGAUAAAAUAAGUUAAUAGCAUGUUAUUUAUUUACUUUCUCAUUUGUAAAGAUACUGCGGCUAUGUUCCAACUUCAAAGUACUUGUAUGGAGACACAUUCGGGAAUGCCACCAUCAAAUACUUUCCUUUCAGGACUUCCACAGCGGGGCAAUGGCCUGCAGCACGAUCCCGUACAGCCGCGGUGGGAUGUUCCCGUCCAUCUUCUCCAACAGCGGGCUCCUAGUGUCGGUCCAGCGGGCUCAGAGCCGCAGUCCCUACUGGGCCCGUUUCAAUGUGAACUUCAAACGCCAGGAGACGCUGAAAAGCUUCGGAGAGCUCUCUCAGAAACACCGGGAGAGCUAUAAGGACAAGACAGGAAAACGACUUCCCGUCAAACACUUCGUCAUCCCAGUGAAAGAGAGCGAAAAAUACUUCUGGAAGCAGAUGUAAGAUCUAAAGUUGUGUAGUCAAUACAUAUUCCUGUAAUGUUUUUACAUGUACCUUUACGUGCUAUUGUGAACAGAUGCGUAUAAAACAAAAUACUACUGAUGCAACGAAAAUAUUUGUCACUUAGACUGUCAUAACUGCUUUCAAUUUUAAAAAGCACAUUGUAGGCUAUUGGCAAUGGACUUGUUAAUGCCUUGUAGUCUGUAUGAACUACAUUUAUAUAUUAUUU